Aspergillus viridinutans is the source of this 1068-nucleotide messenger RNA. Its product is annotated as urease accessory protein UreD. Bases 1 to 1068 code for a protein of 355 amino acids. The transcript has a single exon. Gene Ontology annotation, molecular function: nickel cation binding. The record is from RefSeq and is a predicted model, not a curated record. Lineage: Eukaryota; Fungi; Ascomycota; Eurotiomycetes; Eurotiales; Aspergillaceae.
AUGCCAAUAAUAUCACCCUUUGAGUCGUCCAUUGCCAAACCAGGCCAAGGCAAAGUCGUUCUAUCUCUCCUUCCUCCUUCGAUCCCGACCCUGACGACCUUGACUUAUAAAUAUCCACUAAAGCUGCUCACGCGCGCCCCCGGCUUCGUGCCCCAGUCCUCCGGGCUGACAAGCUCUUCUCGACCUGUUCAUCUGUAUCUUCUCACGUAUGGCGGAGGUCUUCUACCAGGCGAUCACAUUGAUGUCUCCAUUACGUUGGAUCCCCGCACAAGACUUGUUGUGACUACACCGCAGGGAAGCACCAAGAUCUUCAAGACAGAGCCUACUGCAAGCGUCAAGGGCCAACGUGGAGCACCAGCACGCGCAUUAACAGACAAGAGCCGCCAGCUAGUCAAUGUGCAGAUCGCCAGCGAAGCCGCUCUCUGUUACCUUCCCGACCCAGCUGUGCCCUUCAAGGACAGCCGUUACGAGCAGGUACAAUCAUUCACCGUCGACGGGACAUCAAAAGACUACAAGAGAAGCAGCCUGUGUGUUGUGGAUUGGGUGACGCAGGGCCGCAGCUCACGAGGCGAGAAUUGGGACUUCCAUCUCUGGAAAGGGAAGAACGAAGUCUGGACACACGAUGCCGCAGGCAAGAAGAAGCUACUCCUCCGCGACUCGAUCAUAUUAGACGACGAGAUCGACGCAGUAUGUCUAGAAAAUGACUCAGAAACCUUCAGCCACAACAACUUGAUCCGGGAACGUACGCGGCCCCACGGGAUCAUAGGUACCCUGAUUCUGUACGGUCCUGUGUUUGAGGAUUUAGCGUCGUUCUUUAUGGAUAGGUUCACGUCGCAGCCGCGUAUCGGGGCUCGGAAUUGGUCGUCCUCUGCCCCUGCGGCCGUGGAGAUGCCGCCAAAUGCAGACUCGGAAGUGACCUUUACCGCUGCGCGAGUAAGAGGAGGCUUCGUCCUUGUGAAAUUUGGCGCGAAUGACUUCGAAACGGCCAAGAAUUGGCUCGGUGGUAUUUUACGUGACGAGGGGACCAUUCUCAAGGAGUUUGGAGAAGAGUCUUUGAUGUGUCUGUGA